AUGGGAAGCUUUUCACAAGCGUCGUUCAUCGAUAAUAAUAAUGUUUUGGAUGAUGACAUGGUUGAACAAUCAACAUUCAAUCAUCCUAUAAUGAUGCCCCCAACAAUGACCCGAGACAUCACGCCUCACUAUUUUGAUAGCAAUAAUAGUGGUAUGAGUCCAGCAUCAAUGAAAACACAUUCAUGUACAGUUCAAUCAAGCGCCUUACUUGAUGACAAUACCCAUGAAAACGGUGAAUUCAAUGUCAAUAACACAAAAGCUAUGAAUGAUAAACAAGAAGACGAUGAUGACGAAUAUCAGGAUAUUGAUGAUGAUGAUGAUGAUGUUAAUGAUAGUACAUGGAUUUUGUAUAAGGACGAUGACGGCGAGGAUCAAGAUAACCAAUUGACAUAUCACCACACAGAACCACAGAAAUUAAAAGAUCUUGAUUGGAAGGAUUUGCCUAAUUUUAUUCACAACAUGGAUUAUGAUCAUUUGAAUUCACAUGAGCGUAAAAGUGCUCGAGUUGAAAACCAAACUCUAUUAUCGAUUCGACGUAAGACAAUAGCUGCAAAUGCCAUUGCCAGAUUACCAUAUAAGGGCAGUUCAGUUUACAUAUGCUCUCAAAAUAGUUUUCAACAAAAAGUAGGCGAUUAUAUGGCACGAACGGGUGCUUAUAAAUUGAUUCAUCAACUAAAUGGAGUUAAUCAAAAUGCUAGCAAAAAAUGUUUAAUUGAUAUUGUCGAACGAGUAGAAAUUAAAUUACACAAUUUACUUCGUUCUAAAUCUAUCGCCAAAAGACAAUAUUUAGCAAUGACUAUUGAUCGAUCAUCACUUAGAUUGAAUUAUCUUUAUUUUGUACCUGAAACACACAAAGGACAGAUACCAGUGCGACCAAUCAUGGUGUGUAAUGAUGGACCGACAAUGGCUAUUGCUCGUUAUAUUACUCCUCUUCUAUGGUCGAUCUUUGAUCGUGCAACUAAUUGUAUACGAUUUUCAAAUGGAGCGAUCGAUGUUGUACAUGCCAUUGAACGCUAUGCACAAAAUGGUCAUCUCAAACCUAGUGCUCUUUUCGUCACUUUAAACAUGGAUAAUCUUACGACAAUUUUUUCUCACGAACAAACAAUUGCAGCAUUGAAAUCUUUAUUGAGCGAUCAAUUAAAGGAUCAAAUGAUACAGGGUAUCACCGUUGAUACUAUGAUAGAAUUGGUUUAUAUAGUUUUACAAAAUCAGUUUUGUGUUUCUAAUAAUAAACUGUAUCAACAGUUCAAGGGUGGGGCUUCUGGUCUACCAUUAACUAUGCUAUUGGCCUACAUAAAUAUGUUUUAUGGGCAACAUCGAGAUCUUGUAACAUCCUUCGUAGAAAAAAACGAACUGUUUGGCAGAUAUCAAGACCAAGCAUUGCUCACAUGGCAUGGAUCAGAAGAUGAAUUUCGUACAUUGUUCAAUACAGGCACCGAUACUGAACAUACUGAAAAUCUCGUGACAAUGUCUAUUGGAUCAACAGUUCAUUUUCAUGAUCUCGAAAUUGGUCACAACAGCAAAGGCGUUUUGGAAAGUAAAGUUUAUUAUGAUCGAGAUAUUGAUACUUUACCAAAUGUAUCCGAUGAAUCUAUGGAAAACAUGUCAAAAGAACUGCAUGCUGUUCUAUACCGAGCAGUUCGAUGUUGUUCUGAUCUGGAGAAAUUCCGAUGGGAACGAUCUCAUAUUGAUGUAGCAUUUCUUUUAUCUGGCUUGCCGCCUAAAUCGAUCGACUCUAUUAUACAAAAUUUUUACGUAGAAUAUGGUCUCCUAACACGCUGUUUUUCAUAUUGUUUACAAGACGAUGAAUAUCGUCAAUUACGUCGAAAUAUCAUCCAAGAUGUUGAUCGACAAGCAGAGUUAAAGAAACAACGUGAAAGGCAAAGACAUAAUACAUUAUUCCUUCCAUGUCCACAGUUCAAUGAUCAAGAAACUUUAGCCAGUUACAAGCAACGCUUGAAAGUUUGGUGGAAGAAAUAUUAUGGUAAUGAACAACAAACGAAAUAUAUUCAGAUCAAAUGGGUAAAACGAACAUUAAUUCCUAUCGCAACGAGUGAUAUUCUCGCUAAUAAACGACCACCUAUUCGUCUUUUGACUUUAUAA
Rotaria socialis is the source of this 2103-nucleotide messenger RNA. Lineage: Eukaryota; Metazoa; Rotifera; Eurotatoria; Philodinida; Philodinidae. The record is from the annotation of a GenBank genome assembly.